GCCAAAUCGAGGCCCCGCCCCCCUGAUUCGGCGCGCUGUUCUGUCCUGUGUCAGUUCUAUCGGGUUCACCUCACAGAGAUAACAUGGUAUCCGACGAGAAAGCUCGGGCCGGACAAAGCAGAAACCUGCCAUGGGUGGAAAAGUAUCGACCACAAACACUGGAUGAUUUGAUCUCCCAUCAGGAUAUUCUUAGUACAAUUCAAACGUUCAUAAGUGAAGACAAACUGCCUCACCUUUUAUUCUAUGGACCUCCUGGGACUGGCAAAACUUCCACAAUCCUAGCUUGUGCAAAGCAGCUUUAUAAAGAUAAGGAGUUCAAUUCUAUGGUACUAGAGUUAAAUGCAUCUGAUGAUCGUGGCAUAGAUAUUGUCAGAGGCCCCAUUUUAAGUUUUGCCAGCACAAGAACAAUAUUUAAAAAGGGUUUUAAGCUUGUGAUCUUGGAUGAAGCAGAUGCAAUGACUCAAGAUGCACAGAAUGCUUUGAGACGAGUGAUUGAGAAGUUCACAGAAAACACGAGAUUUUGCAUGAUUUGCAAUUACUUGUCAAAGAUCAUCCCAGCUUUACAGUCCCGAUGCACAAGGUUUCGCUUUGGUCCCCUCAGCUCAGAAAUGAUGGUGCCCAGGCUGGAACAUGUAGUUCAACAGGAGAAUGUGGAUAUUACUCCAGAUGGAAUGAAGGCUUUGGUCACCCUGUCUAGUGGCGAUAUGCGUAGAGCUCUAAAUAUAUUGCAGAGUACAAACAUGGCUUAUGGAAAAGUGACUGAGGAUACAGUAUAUACCUGCACUGGUCAUCCACUGAGAGCAGACAUUGCUAACAUUCUGGAUUGGAUGCUAAACAAGGAUUUCACCACAGCAUAUAAACAAAUCAUGGAACUGAAGACCCUCAAAGGCCUGGCUCUUCACGACAUUCUCACUGAAGUACAUGUCUAUGUACACAGAGUGGAUUUUCCACCAUCUGUUCGAAUGCAUUUGCUAACAAAGAUGGCUGAUAUAGAGUACAGACUGGCUUCUGGGACCAGCGAGAAGAUUCAGCUCAGUUCCCUUAUAGCCGCAUUCCAGGUCACUCGAGACAUGAUUGCUGCGGAAGCUUAGACUGGGAUGUGGCAACUAGACAGAUUUGUGCUCAAGGUUACACAAGGACACCAUAAAAACUGGUCAGCAAGAACACACAUGGGCUGUUCUGUUCUUGGAACACAGACUGGAUGUUUGCAUUUGCAAGAACAUUUGGGUGUGAUGCUAGUACUGGAUGCUCCCAUAGAAAAUUUAUGAUAGGUUACCUAAGAGGGGCUUACUGCAGAAAUAAAGUGAAUGGUAUUUCUUGAGAUUACAGUUUUUAAGAUUUAAAGGGCCCUUCUGAUGUAAGACAGCCAUUGGACUUCCACAAUACCUAGAAAUGGAGGGGACAUUGUCUGUCUCCACCAUUUUUUCAUUGCACCAACCCCAUUAGAUGAGACCUACCAGAAGAUGAUUAGGUGUCCUUCAGUGUGAAUUUGUUAAUUAUCUUCUAUUUGAAGUUCCAUAUCUGAAGGCUGACCAGAAUUUGGUGAAAUCUCCUGCUCUGAUCUGUCACAUACUAUUGUCAUGGACAUAUUUUGUAAAUUCAACAUAUCAAAUACUUCAGUCUCCCACAACACUCACUGUUCGAAUGUCUUUAUCUCAAGUGGAUCAUAUCUGUGCAUGCGAUGCAAAGCUCACUAGGAAAGGGUUUCCCUUUAUCAAUUACAGUACCAGGUUUUUGGCACGUGAAGGCCUCAUUGCUUCAAUCUUAGCUACCAUAUUAUUACGGGAGCUCUCAAACGUAUGACUUUUACAUCAAGCCUAUUCAUGAGGGACAUAUUUCUCCAGUCAAAAUAAUAAUUACCUAACAGACAUGUUGUUCACUGCAUCGCAAAGGGUGCAAUAUGCUUACCCUCAAAGAAGCUAUGUGCAGUGCCUUGAAAAAGUAUUCAUACCCCUUGAACUUUUCCACAUUUUUUUUCACGUUACACCCAAAAACUUAAAGGGAAUCUGUCACCUAAAAAAUGCAUCUACACCCACUAGCAGUACCU
This is a messenger RNA of Bufo gargarizans (Asiatic toad), 2047 nucleotides long. It is a transcript of the gene RFC5, whose product is annotated as replication factor C subunit 5. Gene Ontology annotation, biological process: DNA-templated DNA replication; DNA repair. NCBI's taxonomy places the organism in Eukaryota, Metazoa, Chordata, Amphibia, Anura, Bufonidae. Gene Ontology annotation, cellular component: nucleus; DNA replication factor C complex. Bases 84 to 1091 code for a protein of 335 amino acids. The transcript is spliced from 11 exons. Gene Ontology annotation, molecular function: DNA clamp loader activity; ATP hydrolysis activity; DNA binding. The record is from RefSeq and is a predicted model, not a curated record.